Messenger RNA from Eublepharis macularius, 1021 nucleotides. It is a transcript of the gene AP2S1, whose product is annotated as adaptor related protein complex 2 subunit sigma 1. The transcript has 5 exons. The coding region runs from base 95 to 523 and encodes 142 amino acids. Gene Ontology annotation, biological process: clathrin-dependent endocytosis; intracellular protein transport. Gene Ontology annotation, molecular function: clathrin-cargo adaptor activity. Gene Ontology annotation, cellular component: AP-2 adaptor complex; intracellular membrane-bounded organelle; membrane coat. The record is from RefSeq and is a predicted model, not a curated record. NCBI's taxonomy places the organism in Eukaryota, Metazoa, Chordata, Lepidosauria, Squamata, Eublepharidae.
UCCACCGGACAUCCUGGGGGAAGUGUCAGUAAAGUAGAAGGGGGUAGAAAGCGGUGGUCUCUGUUUUCAGCGUGGACCUAAAGAUACUGUUGCCAUGAUUCGCUUUAUUCUGAUCCAGAACCGGGCUGGCAAGACACGUCUGGCCAAGUGGUAUAUGCAGUUCGACGACGACGAGAAGCAGAAGCUUAUUGAGGAGGUCCAUGCGGUUGUGACUGUGCGGGAUGCAAAACACACCAACUUUGUCGAGUUCCGCAACUUCAAAAUAAUUUACAGACGCUACGCAGGGCUCUACUUCUGCAUUUGUGUGGAUGUGAAUGACAACAAUCUGGCCUACUUGGAAGCCAUUCACAACUUUGUGGAGGUUUUGAAUGAAUAUUUCCACAACGUCUGUGAACUCGACCUGGUCUUCAACUUCUACAAGGUUUACACCGUGGUAGAUGAGAUGUUCUUGGCCGGCGAGAUCCGGGAGACCAGCCAGACAAAGGUCUUGAAGCAGCUACUCAUGUUACAGUCCCUAGAAUGAGAGACAGAGAAAGGAAUCGGCGAGGUCUUGCCACGAACCCUCCAGGCUCAUCUCUCUUCACCCAGUCCCCUGAAUCAGUGACUUGCACAAACCGAAGUUGGCCAUUUACUCCAUAGUUGGAGGUGGGGGGUAGGGGGGGGAAGCAUCUCGAAUCGGACACCAGUCCAUGUUUCCAGGCUUGCUUUGCCUGUCUCCUCACAAGGAGAAAGGCAGAGGAUGGGAAGUCGCCUGGGUGGGGUUGCCUCUUUUUCUCACAAGAGGGUGCAGAUCAGAAGGGAAGGAAGUCCCGCUAUCCCACUGCUGACACAAUCUCAGCAACUCCCCUUCUGUACAACCAGUCCACGUCCCCUUCUCUAUCCAUUCCUGUUAACAUGUUGCGCUGUGUCUGUUGUGGAAGAAGGACCAUAACUGUAUGUAUGUUGUGAGUGAUGGCGAGUGCUUUGUGCUGCCAGUGAAGUGAUGUACUGAAAUAAAGUGUCUGUUCAUACUUUAAAAAAA